Messenger RNA from Prionailurus viverrinus (fishing cat), 3041 nucleotides. RefSeq names its product coiled-coil domain containing 25 (gene CCDC25). The coding region runs from base 898 to 1512 and encodes 204 amino acids. The transcript is spliced from 7 exons. Lineage: Eukaryota; Metazoa; Chordata; Mammalia; Carnivora; Felidae. The record is from RefSeq and is a predicted model, not a curated record.
AAAAAAAAAAUUUAAAAAAAAAAAAGAAUCAUGCUGUACACAUCUUACAGUAGGCAUGAGUGUGUGACCAUUUUCACUUCUAAAAACACAUUAAUGCUAAGAAAAUGUCUAGAGAAAUAUAUAAUGGGGUGUAGUGGUGCCUCCUUAGGGUUUUACUGAGCACUCUUCAGUCUGGAAAGGUGAGGAGUAAGGAAGAGAUGACUAAUGUUAUCAGAAUCCCAAAGUGACCAUCAUGUGUUACCGUUGUUUGUUGUGACAAUUCUGGGGCAUCUCUGGAAGCUGGAAAGAGGGAAUGUCAACUUUAUUUGGUAAAUAUCUCCAAAUGUUAGACUAGGGUGUAAAAGGAAUUAAGUUUAGAAAGAUUUCUUUCAAUUGGUGGAUGAUAGAGGCUUAAUGAAAGGUAAAUUUAGGACAUUGGGAUUUUUUAGGACUGUAUCAUAAAGGGCAAUCCCCGUGCUUUCCCAGAAAACAUAUUAGUGCCAUUGUCAGAUACAAGGAGGGAUGAAUUGUUGGUCUGACCCAUUUUAUGGCUCGUCCAACUCUGUACUUCUCUUUGGAUUGUUUUUGAACUUAGGACGUCCCAAACCAUUCCUCUCAUCUUUUUUCCCAAACUGGUGCCUUCUCCACCUGUAAAGUAUUUUCCUCUAUAGUCCUGCCGGUCUCCCAGGCUUGCAACACCAUGGAUCUUGAUGACUUCUUUCAUUCCCUUCUCUCCUCACCUGAAAUUCCUUUCCCUGUGUUUUCUCUACGACCUGUGUUUUAGUCAGAUACCCUCUGAGUCUCAGUUCAUCAGUGAAGUUUGUGAUCACUGAUAGCUCUUUCUCACUUGAAACAAAAUUGCCCUUUCCAAGGCAUUUCCAUUUAUUGUCUCUAGUAUUCAGCUUGGCACUUAGUCUCAUGCAGCUGCAGAACUUGCCCUGUUUACCUUACCUCUCCCAGUUGACAGUGAGCCCUUUGGAGGCAGUGAUCGUGUUUUUACUCCCCAUGGUGCUUGACAUGUGGUUUCACGUGGACAAACUCUCUUCGGCUCAUGUAUACCUUCGAUUACAUAAGGGGGAAAAGAUAGAAGACAUCCCAAAGGAAGUCUUGAUGGACUGUGCCCAUCUCGUGAAGGCCAAUAGCAUUCAAGGCUGCAAGAUGAACAAUGUGAAUGUGGUGUAUACACCGUGGUCUAACCUGAAGAAAACAGCUGACAUGGAUGUGGGACAGAUAGGCUUUCACAGGCAGAAGGAUGUGAAAAUUGUGACAGUGGAGAAGAAAGUGAAUGAGAUCCUGAACCGAUUAGAAAAGACCAGAAUGGAGCGGUUUCCAGAUCUAGCGGCAGAGAAGGAAUGCAGAGACCGAGAAGAGAGGAAUGAGAAAAAAGCCCAAAUUCAGGAAAUGAAAAGGAGAGAGAAGGAAGAGAUGAAGAAGAAGCGAGAAAUGGACGAACUUAGGAGCUAUUCGUCGCUAAUGAAAGUUGAGAAUAUGUCUUCAAAUCAGGACGGCAAUGAUUCAGAUGAAUUCAUGUAAAUGGAGGAAAGGACCUUUUAAAGAUGUGAAUUUAGGGACAGUUGCAGACGUUUUGAUUUCAUCUGUGUUCUGAGUUAUAAAAAAAUGAGUAAAAUUCUACCUUCAUUCUACACAAAUAUUACCAACUUCAGAGUUUUAAAAAAAAGUGUUUCCUUUUUUGCCAACAGAAAAGGAUCAGAUAUUUAUAAUAUAUUUGGACUUGAAAAUAGCAUAUAACUUUAGGAAAGUGAAAAUAUUUUUGCCGGAACAUGUCUUAGUACCUCAUGAAAGUUGGCUGCCCUUGUUCCUGGGAUAGACUUUAGAAUGAACCAGCUCUGAAAAGUAUUUGUUACUGUGCUCUGUCCCUGAAAACAGAUGUCUUGAAAAGCUUUUCAUGUUCUUAAAAUAGCUUCACUUCUGUUAAGAAGAAUGUAUUAGUGAGCAGUAUAUGCGAAUGUUCCCCUCAGCCUUGAUUUCCUGACUAGAAAAAAAAAGCUUAUGGGUUUUGAUGGUGGUGGUGAUAUUUUCAGAAGGUUGCUGGCUUCAGUAUUCCCAUUCCAUUGUGUCACCUGAGUCUCUUAGCGGAGUUGUCCUCAGCUCCCAGCUUGUCCUAACUUCUCCCUUCUGCAUCCUUUCUCUGAGCGAGGGCCUCCCCCGCCAGGUACCAUCGUACUUAGAGAAGUAGUCAGUGUUCAUCAAGGUUGGGCGUAUGGCAGUGUUUACCUGAAUGCCACGUAACCCAAGCCACGUGCCUGACGACUUCCAGGCUUUGGAGCCAUUUCUCAGCACUGAGGGGAGAAACCGGAAGGCAUGCGUCCUUUUGAAGAUGUAGGUUACCUGAUUUUUGUCUUGGGAUGCAGCCUAAAACAAAAGUCCGUGUUGCGGUUAUGAUUUUAGGAAAAAAAAAAUUAAGCAUUUCAUGAGCCAGCCAAGUAAUUUGUUUAUUUACCUUGAAAUAAUAUUUAUUUUGAUUUGUAACCCCAGAGUUCAGAUUUCUCAAUUGUAGACCCAGUAACUUAAUAUGUAACAAGACUGCUCAUCUGAACCACCUCCUCUCCAGUGUGAUUCCAAAUAGAAGACCUAUUUUUAUUGCAGUCCCUGUAGGAAGAGACAAAACAAAACCAUGAAAGGGGAAGAGAAUAAAGCCUGCAGGUCAGGAGGCAUGCAGAUUCACAUUUUAACCACACCCAGAGCUCUACACGCAACUUCUUUUAUUCUUCACUGUAUUCUAACCCAGCAAAAAUUAUCUCCUCCAACAAAUACUCUACCUAUAAUAGCACUUUGGAACUAUGGGUAAAACCAAAAGACUUCAGUGUUUCUAUUUAUCCCAAAUUGGUGUGUGGAGUUGGAAACUGGAAAAUUUCCCUGAGGCAUAGCUCAGCCAGAUUUUUGAGAGGGGGUAUGGGAAAUGACUCCAGAAAUUAAUGAUCGUGUGUGUUUGUGUGUGUGUGUGUGUGUGUGUGUGUGUGUGUGUGUGUGUGUAAUAAUAUUCACCCUGGGGUUCUGUGAUUUUAAAAAUGUAAUAAUAAAGAAUCAUUUUUUAUUUGGAA